ACAAGGGGUGGUGUGACGAUAAAGUUCGGAAAAUUGCAGUGUGAGGAAGGUCACUGAUUUGAUCAUUCCAUUUUAAACUCCAUCUAGACUCGAACGACCAACAUUAGAUUUUAUGUGGACACGGCGACGAUGUCAGGAUGAGGGAAAUUGUCGAUAGGUCGUGGAUUGGAUCCUUAACUUUGCUGCACACCAUCAGAUGUCCGGAACCUGAUCUCCGGAACACAACCGACUCCGGUUGUAUCUCGACAUAUCAGCACUUCUUUGCAAUGUUCUCCUACGAUAUAUUCCAGAAUGUUGUAACGGGAUCGAGCUGGGAGCCUUAAAACGGAAAUCCUUUGACUGCAACUGAGUUUAUCAAUAUGUCCAAACUGCAGCAACGGAGGAAAAGGGAGAAAGAUAUCAAUGACGCGAUAUCUUGGUCUGGUCGGUCGUUGACUACAAUCUAUGCUGGCAUCUCCAUUUCGCACCGCGACUACGGAGAUAGUAGGGCCGCCAUCGCCUUUCGAAAUUCGGCAUACCUAUUCGACUAUGUCGUAUUUGAUCUGCCUGCUGAGUCUUCCAACACACCUGCCCUUACCAUUCGCAAUCGGAUCGUCUCCGAAUUGCGGUCCUACAGUGAGAAACAUAAGGAAAAGAUCGUAGGUCUGGCCAUGCCACUGUCCCUGGCCGACAAGUACCCAUCUCUCUGUCCUCAGCUCUGGCGGGAACUAGAUAUCCUGCCUCUAGUUCUGGAACACAAAGAACGUGCAAGGGCGGAUGCGGACCAGGGCGACUUGGCGACAUUCUCAUCGUGGAACAUCAAAGAGCUGGAUGAACAGGCGGACUCCAUGGUUAGAAAGUGUAUGCGGUCUUUCGGCGUGGGCCAUGUCUUGCAGGGGGAAAUUGGUCUCGGGAGCUUGGUAGGGGUUGACCGGAAUUUUCGCGUGCGGUUGGCCGAUUUGGAAGACUACCAGGAGACGGUGACCGCUCGGACAUGGUCCAUUGCUCAACAUUAUGCAGACGAACUCAAGCGACGGAAUGUGAAAAUUGCGUUCUUUAGCUUGUCCUCGCAUGGGAGACCGGAUAUUCAUACGAGGCACUCACUGGUGAGGCUCUUACAUUACCUGGGGGUCAAUGUUCAAUGGUAUGUCCCGAAGCCACGUCCAGGGAUGAAUAGCAUUAUUCGGAAGAUGCAAGAUACCCUAGAAGGAUUAGGCACAAGGGAUGAUGCUAUCACCAUUGAGGAGGAAAUGUGUAUUCUGCAAUGGGUUUAUGAAAAUGCCCGACGAUACUGGCUCUGUGAAGAUGAUCCUUUGCAGGCUCGUUCCAAGGGCGGCGCAGACAUUGUAGUCAUCGACGACGUGCCCCUUACACCCGCAGCAUUAUUGUCGAAACAGGUCGAUCCGGGACGACCAGUUAUUUUUGAAAAUCGACUUCAAGUCCAACUGAGCGCGUUGCAGGAUGCGAAGAACUUUUCGACACGUCUGUGGGACUUUCUGCGGGAACGUCUCGAGCAUGUGGAUCUUGUAGUAUCUCAGGCUCCGAAAGAGCUGGUACCGGAUAUCAUGCCGCAGAACAAGGUUGGCUAUAUUCCCGUGUCAGUAGACCAACUGGAUGGACUCAAUAAGAAUAUGAGCGACUUUGACAUCACGUUUUAUGGACGCGAGUUCAACUCCUUGUGUCGAUCCUUCGAGACACCGACUUUGAACUAUCCAGAUGAGCAAUAUAUCCUCCACCUCUCACAAUUCCGAAAUCUCGACGAAACCAUCACAGUCCUUAACGCCUACCAAAGGUUCCGCAGCCACUGCAUGGACGCAGGGAUGAACACUACUUUCCCCAAGCUCCUCAUAUAUCAUUACGGGCCGUCCCGCAGCUCCAAAAGUACCUUGAUCUACGAUGCCAUCCUCUCCCAUAUCGAGACGGACAUGCCGCGUCUCAGAUCGUGCAUCUAUGUAAUGCAAAUCGGCCCGCCAGACCAACUCUGGAAUACUCUUCUGACCAAAGCAAAAGUCGUCAUUGAGCUAUCCAUGUGCGAAGGUAUUCCCGCCAUGCUGCUGGCCGCCGUGCAGAAGGGGAAACCCAUAAUCACUGUCAAUGAAAUGGGUCAGUUUUCCUUUACCAAGGGUGUUGAUAAUAUACUGUUCUUUCAGAAGGGCGAUGUGGACACCAUCGCCAGGCUUUUGACAGAUCUUUGGACUGAUCCUCAGCUGAGCGAGUUGUUGCUACCGGGGCCGAGGAGGUUGAGGGAUGAGUACACGACGGUUGGGAAUGCGGUCAAUUGGUUGUUCUUGGCGGCGGAAAUGUCGCGAGAAGGUAAUGCUGUGGAGCCGGAAGGGAAGAGUAUCUUUGAGUUGGCUGGUCAGGGGCCUGGUUUGUGUAUUUGAAAUGGUAUUGCCCAAUGCUCGUUUUCCUGACCAACGCGUGGGAUGAAGCCCUUUUUGAUUCAAUAUUCACUACUUGACUUGUGUAAUGGAGGGGAUAGUAUGUUAGCCAUAUGAAACUAUCGAAUAUGAUCCAGGCUAAAUUGCUGACUAUGUGGAAUUUGGAUACACAGCAAGUGCCAC
Molecule: messenger RNA, 2543 nt
Organism: Aspergillus pseudotamarii
Lineage: Eukaryota; Fungi; Ascomycota; Eurotiomycetes; Eurotiales; Aspergillaceae
Exons: 6
Coding region: 360-2363 (667 amino acids)
Source: RefSeq, a predicted model, not a curated record